CCAACGGAAUGCCUAGUAAUGCCGUUGCUAAGCCACCACCUCUGCUCACUCCACAUAUUUCCAAGUCUAAACUCAGCUCUCCUGCCAUCUCUCACUCUGUUAAAAGAAAUAUGAAUGGUGAUGGGGAGAUGGGUCUGAUAGGAGAUACCUUUGAUGAAGCUUUUCUUGGAAGGGAUGGGGAUGGCGGUUUCGAGACUCGGUCUCCCAGUGAUAACUUUGAUGCGUCUGAAGAGGAUCGAGAGGCGGAGGAGCCGCCCAAAAAGAAAAGAUAUCACAGGCACACGCCUCGGCAGAUUCAAGAGCUUGAGGCUUUCUUCAAGGAGUAUCCCCAUCCUGAUGAAAAACAAAGGUCGGAACUAAGUCGCAAACUUGGCUUAGAGUCUAGACAAAUCAAGUUUUGGUUUCAGAACAGGAGAACACAGAUGAAGAUGCAAUUGGAGCGGCAUGAAAAUGUUAUGCUGAAGCAAGAAAAUGAGAAGCUUCAAAUUGAAUAUAAUAAUUUAAGAGCCAUGGAUCCGAUGUGCAACAAUUGUGGUAGGGUAGCCUUGCCUGGUGAGGUAAGCUUUGAGCAGAACCAGCUAAAGAUUGAGAAUGCUCGGUUAAGAGAAGAAUUGUGCCGAGUUUCUUCUUUAACAAGCAAGUUCUUUGUCAAGCCACUAUCGCAAUCUGAUAAUCCCCUAUCCACAAGCUCCAAGUUGGCGCUUGCUGUUGGAAGAAAUGAAAUUUGUGGUUUAGGCAAUGUUGGUGCAACAAUGCCGAUGCCAAAGGGACUUGGACUGGGAGAUAGCAUUUUGAGCACUUCACCUGUAGUUACUUUGAUGAAACCUGAAAUGGGCGUAAUUGAGAAUGAGAUGCAAGUUGAUAGAUCUAUGUUUGUAAAUCUUGCGUUGAUAGCGAUGGAUGAAUUGAUCAAGUUGGCUCAGCCAGAUAGUUCUCUUUGGGUCAAAGGGUUGAAUGGAGGGAAUGAUGUGCUAAACCAUCUGGAGUAUACAAGGACUUUUCGAGGUUGCAUUGGCAUCAAGCCCACUGGCUUUGUAACUGAGGCUACGAGGGAAACUGAUGUAGUCAUCAUCAACAGCUUGUCUCUUGUAGAGACAUUGAUGGAUGCGAAUCGGUGGGUAGAAAUGUUUCCAAGCAUAAUUGCUAGGGCCAGCACUGUUGAUGUGAUAUCAACUGGUCUGAAUGGAAACAAAAAUGGUGCUCUACAAGUGAUGCAUGCAGAGUUUCAAGUUCUCUCACCCUUGGUCCCAAUACGUCCAAUCAAGUUUCUCCGGUUUUGCAAGCAGUAUGCUGAAGGUGUAUGGGCUGUGGUAGAUGUCUCUGUUGAUGCGGGCUCUGAAGGUUCAAAUCUAAAUGCUUGUCGAAGGCUUCCUUCUGGUUAUCUCAUACAAGAUGUGGGAAAUGGUUGCUCCAAGGUAACAUGCGUUGAGCAUUCUGAGUACGAUGAUAAUUAUGUUCACCAACUCUUCCAGCCAUUUGUCAAUUCUGGCAUGGCCUUUGGAGCAAGAAGGUCGCUUGUGUCCCUACAGAGGCAAUGCGAGUCUUUGGCUGUCCUUGUGUCCUCCGAUAUCUCCGGCGAAGAAAACUCAGGGAUAACUUCAGGUGGCAAGAAGAACAUGAUAAGGCUGGCACAGCGCAUGAUUGAUAACUUUUGCAAUGCUGUUUGUGCUUCAAGUGUGCGUAAGUGGGACAAGCUCCGUGUAGGUGAUGUGAGUGAAGACGUGAGAGUCUUGACUAGAAAGAGUAUGAAUGACCCUGGGGAACCAGCCGGUAUUGUGUUGAGUGCGGCAACUUCUGUUUGGCUGCCAGUGGAUCGGCAGAAACUGUUUGAUUUCUUGCGAGAUGAACAAUUGAGGAGCGAGUGGGACAUUUUAUCUCAUGGUGCACCAAUGCAUGAGAUGCUUCAAAUUGCUAAGAGCCGGGACGGUCGCAACUGUGUUCAUCUCCUUCGUGCUGGUGCUAUUGAUGUUGAUGUCACUGAGAAGAGCAUGCUAAUUUUGCAAGAAACAUGGCAUGACAACUCAGGCUCAAUGAUAGUGUAUGCACCAGUUGAAUUGCCUUCAAUAGCCGAAGUGAUGAAUGGUGGGGAUCCUGCUUAUGUGGCCCUCUUGCCUUCAGGGUUUGCUAUCUUGCCGGGCUUUCCAUCCGGUCAUGGAGGAUCACACAAUUGUAAUGGGAUGCCGGGCAAUGGCAAUAUUGAUGAUGAUGCAGUUGGAUCCUUCCUUACUGUUGGAUUUCAAAUUUUGGUGAAUAGGCUUCCAGCCGCUAAGCUGACACUGGAGUCAGUUCAGACUGUCAAUACUCUCAUCGCUUGCACAAUUCAGAAGAUCAAAGCUGCCCUUAAAUUAGCAUAGAUGCAACCGUUUCUAUUUUGUAAAAAAAAAAGGUACUACAUACUAUGAGUGUAGCAGGGAAUGGGUAUGAAAUGAAGAGAGCCAGAGAAGUAGGGUUUCGAGUCAAGAACGAACUUUUUUGCCGUAUUAUAUUUUUUGGUUGUAGGAGGCAGAUGGUUGUGAAGCCUGGUAGGGGAUCUUGGUUUGGGUUUUGACUCGCUCUGACCUGAAAGGUUCUUGGCUCUUGCUUACUGAAUACAGAAUGCUUUUUGUUAUCAUGUAUAGAGACUUAAGAUGGAGCACAAAGUAGACAUUUGUGAAGGGCUCAUAUAGGUCUUUACCAUUAUCAGUUGCCUUAUUGUCUCUGAAUUCUCUUCUAGA
Messenger RNA from Tripterygium wilfordii, 2714 nucleotides. Its product is annotated as homeobox-leucine zipper protein ANTHOCYANINLESS 2-like. The record is from RefSeq and is a predicted model, not a curated record. The coding region runs from base 9 to 2354 and encodes 781 amino acids. The transcript is spliced from 9 exons. NCBI's taxonomy places the organism in Eukaryota, Viridiplantae, Streptophyta, Magnoliopsida, Celastrales, Celastraceae. Gene Ontology annotation, molecular function: DNA binding; lipid binding; DNA-binding transcription factor activity, RNA polymerase II-specific. Gene Ontology annotation, biological process: regulation of DNA-templated transcription.